UCCGCGGUCGCGUGUGUCUUUUCCUAGUAGCCUGGGCGAUAGCUGUCUUUAUAGUGAAUGUUCACAAGGAUUGUCUUCCGGCAUGGCCUUGGGAUUAAGAUGCUUCCGCUUGGUCCACCCUGUCUUUUGUAACUCCUUUGCAGCCUUGACCAGACCUGUUUCAGAAGUGACGCUGAAGACAGUGAGUGGCAGACAAAGUGACCGUGGACAAUACAUGGCCUCACCAGCUGUACCAAUCCGUUAUUUCGCUACCAAGAAAGCCAAAGCCAAAGGGAAAGGACAGUUCCAAACCAGAGUGAAUCUUAAUGCUGCCUUGGUUGAGGAUAUAAUCAGCUUGGAAGAGGUGGAUGAAGAAAUGAAGUCUGUGACAGAAGCGCUCAAAGAUAAUUUCAAUAAGACUGUCAAUAUAAGGACCUCACCAGGAUCCCUUGAUCAUAUCACUGUGGUAACUGCUGAUGGGAAGCUUGCUUUAAACCAGAUUGGCCAGAUCUCCAUGAAGUCUCCACAGCUGAUUUUGGUGAAUAUGGCCAGCUUCCCAGAGUGUACAGCUGCAGCUAUCAAGGCUAUAAGAGAAAGUGGAAUGAAUCUGAACCCAGAAGUGGAAGGGACGCUAAUUCGGGUGCCCAUUCCCAAAGUGACCAGGGAGCACAGGGAAAUGCUGGUGAAACUGGCGAAACAGAACACCAACAAGGCCAAGGAUUCUUUACGGAAAGUUCGUACCAACGCAAUGAAUAAGCUAAAGAAAUCAAAAGACAAGGUCUCCGAGGACACCAUUAGGCUCAUAGAGAAACAGAUCAGCCAAAUGGCCGAUGAUACGGCAGCAGAGCUGGACAGGCAUCUGGCAGCGAAGACCAAAGAACUCCUCGGAUGAAAGCCCACCAGGGGCAGCAG
This is a messenger RNA of Puma concolor (puma), 891 nucleotides long. It is a transcript of the gene MRRF, whose product is annotated as mitochondrial ribosome recycling factor. Gene Ontology annotation, biological process: translation. Gene Ontology annotation, cellular component: mitochondrion. Lineage: Eukaryota; Metazoa; Chordata; Mammalia; Carnivora; Felidae. The record is from RefSeq and is a predicted model, not a curated record. Gene Ontology annotation, molecular function: ribosomal large subunit binding.